AUGCAAGUGGUCCUGUUUCUAAAUGGAUUCGAGGAAAUUGAUUGGUUGCAAAUUGUUCCUCGGAUUGAGCAAGCUGCUGCUGGAGGGCCUUGGCUCUUUGUAAAGUGCCAUGAGGAAGACCACAAGUUAAAGCCUGAAUUGGUCAUCAGAGCGAACGUGCCACAGCUUGUGUUGAGCUGGGUGAGAGACGAGGGUGAAAAUGUGUGUUACGACACCGCACAACAAUCACGCUUUGACGGUAGCUUAAAAUCACACACAGCAGCUCAGAUUUGCCAUGUUGCACAUAAGGAUGACAAGGUUAUCGAGCGGAACAACACGUCUAACUCCCCACCACAACGUCCCAUGUCGAGCCCUGAGUAUAACUUCAGCUUCGGUCCUCCCCCUCCUUUGUAUGGCCAUCCCAGCACACCAGCAGGCCAUGCAUACAGUGGAAUGGUAGGCUCCCACGAGAUGGGAAGGGCUAUGUACCAAGGUGGCCCUACAGGAAUGUCGGAUGGGCGUCCAAUGCAGUGUAGGAACAGGCACCAGCUCAGCACAGAACACCGGCGGUCCACCCAAGUCGAUGAAAAUCUCUUAGGUCUUGAAUGCGUUCAGCAUGUCAAGGCUGCGAAGACUGAGUUCAAGGCUGAGAUAAAGAGUCUGGAGGAGCGGUUUGAGCAGAAAGUCGCCAGUUUGCUUGUGAGUAAGAGUCACGUUGAUGUAGGAGACGGGUCUGAAGCUGAGACCGAUGAGGAGUUCAAGAAAGAUGUCAAGAAGCUUGAAAAGAGUGCCCUUGCAUUCGGUGACAAUGGUCUGAAGAUGUUGAUGGGAAGCGCAAAGCUUACCAUUGAUGCGCUUCCUUCAUAUCCAAGUGACAAAAAUAAGUGGCCGCUCGAUCCUGCCACCAAUGAGCAUUUGAUGCGUUUUUGCUGGACUGAAUCCCAUCAGCAUUCAGAUAAUCACGCCAACAUCCUGUGCAUCAUCACUUACAUUUGUCAACAUGGCGCAACUGUAUGCACUGGCACUGGUUCUACUCUUCGCGAUAUCAGUGACAAAGACCUGCGCGCCCGUGUGGUGAAGAAAUAUCAAGACUUACAGAAGAACUUGCGGAAGGCAGGCAGGUUGUCUGGACACCCAGUGGUGCCUCUGACAGCUGCGGCAAGUACUGUUGAAGAUGAUCCGCUCGGGCCUUCAGCUCAGCCUGUAGCCAUAAUGGCAACUUCACGAGCCAAAUUGCAAAGUUGUGCCAGAGGAAAACUUGAAGUGCAUAUACGCAAAUAUGAGAAUCUGCCAGAGGAUUCAGAGUUCGGGCAUGAGAAAUAUCGAGCAGCACUCACAGAGUCCUUGAUGUCGCAGGAUGAGGAUGAGAUGUCGAGGUUCUUGGCCACUGUUGAUGAAGCGGCGGAUCCACACCCCCCUCCUCACUUCACCGCUCGGGUUAAAGGCAACUCGAAAGAACUCCCACUCUUAGCUGUGAAGAAAAUUGAGAAUUGA
Suillus paluster is the source of this 1473-nucleotide messenger RNA. RefSeq lists its product as uncharacterized. Lineage: Eukaryota; Fungi; Basidiomycota; Agaricomycetes; Boletales; Suillaceae. The record is from RefSeq and is a predicted model, not a curated record. The transcript is spliced from 11 exons. The coding region runs from base 1 to 1473 and encodes 490 amino acids.